Molecule: messenger RNA, 901 nt
Organism: Drosophila sulfurigaster albostrigata
Lineage: Eukaryota; Metazoa; Arthropoda; Insecta; Diptera; Drosophilidae
Exons: 3
Coding region: 149-760 (203 amino acids)
Source: RefSeq, a predicted model, not a curated record
AAGGAACUUAUUCCCUCACUUCACUUCCAACCCAACACUAGCAUUCAUUUUUUACAAUCACAAUUGACACUACAAAGCUCAGACAUUAUUACUCAAAAUACUCAACAAUUACACAAUUGAUUUGUAAUUUUAUAUCGUUAUUUGCGUUAUGUUUCUGGAUGCCUAUGGAAACCCAAAAGAGAUAACUCUCGAAAAUCUGGAUGAAUAUCCAUAUAGUUUGCAUGGUGUGAUGCUGCUAACAUCGGCUGACUACGAGGUUUUUAUUCCACCAGGUUGGCAUGGCACAAUUUACAGCACCGAAGAGCUGCUGGACACCUAUCGCCGACGCUUUCAGCCCGAUUGCACGCUGUUGACUUUUCAUGCACUGGAGCCCUACGAACCGGAAUUAAUAUGCUGCGAACGCGUUGUCAUCGAGAUAACUGUACUGCCAGCCGGCCAAACUUUGCACUCGGGCACCGAUAUCGUUGUGUUUCUGGUCAAAAUUUACGAUGUCAACACACUAAUCACCAAAGAACUGGGCACCGAAUUGAAUUUCUUUCCCAGCACCCAUCAUUAUCAUGUCCGCAUCAUGACCGAAGGCAUCGAUAUGCUCUACAUCGAUGAGCGAGCCUAUGGCAGCGAAUCUGCCUGCUAUCAGCAGCAGUGUGUGCACAAUCUCUUAAAGAAACUGCAUCCGUUGGGUGUCAGGGGACUCACGGGGAAGACGCUGCCUGACCAUCUCAAUGGCAUGUGCCGCAAACUGGAUGCCGUCAAGAAGUAGAAACUCUCAAUAAAUCUAACUUCUAAUCUGAUGGAGACGCAUUAGUUGCGGCUGACUGAGCGAAGAUAUCAACGAGGAUGUCAAGUUAAAUUGCAGUCUUGUUCUUGUUACUUUCCAAUUUGGCAAUAUUCAAAAAAAAGU